UAAAAAGACCCUAAUAAAAAACCCAUCCAUCAACACGUUUUGGGACAAUAUAUUAUCUGAUUCUUAACCUAUUUGAUAAAGAUUCCCCAAACAUUACUUUACGUAUAUAUAUAAAUCUUAACAACAAAGGAAUGAUCAUGUCGUGAAACUCACACACAUUCAUUCACCACCUUUUCAAUUUACCCAAUUUCUCAUUGAUCCUUUCGAUUCGGUUAUGGAGAAAUACGAGCUGGUCAAGGAUAUAGGUUCUGGAAAUUUCGGUGUUGCCAGACUGAUGCGUCACAAAGACACCAAUGAACUCGUUGCCAUGAAAUUCAUUCAACGAGGUCACAAGAUUGAUGAGAAUGUUGCUAGAGAAAUCAUUAAUCAUAGAAGUCUUCGUCAUCCUAACAUUAUUCGCUUCAAAGAGGUGGUUUUGACUCCUACUCAUCUUGGUAUAGUUAUGGAGUAUGCUGCUGGUGGGGAGCUCUUUGAGCGAAUUGUCUCUGCCGGAAGAUUCAGUGAAGAUGAGGCUCGAUAUUUCUUCCAGCAGCUCAUCUCAGGAGUUAGCUACUGCCAUUCCAUGCAAAUCUGCCAUCGAGACUUGAAACUUGAGAACACGUUAUUGGACGGUAGCCCUGCCCCGCGGCUCAAAAUUUGCGAUUUUGGUUAUUCUAAGUCCUCUCUACUGCAUUCUAGACCUAAAUCAACAGUCGGAACUCCCGCUUACAUAGCACCAGAAGUUCUUUCACGUAGAGAAUACGACGGAAAGUUGGCAGAUGUAUGGUCAUGUGGAGUGACUCUUUAUGUAAUGCUGGUGGGAGCAUACCCAUUUGAGGACCAAGAUGAUCCCAAAAAUUUCAGGAAAACCAUUAAUAAAAUUAUGGCUAUUCAAUACAAGAUUCCGGAUUAUGUUCACAUAUCUGAAGAUUGUAAACAUCUGCUGUCUCACAUUUUCGUGGCAAGUCCAGCUAGGAGAAUCAGCAUUAAGGAAAUCAAGUCUCAUCCGUGGUUUUUGAAGAACUUGCCUCGAGAAUUGACCGAAAUGGCUCAAGCUGUUUACUACAAAAAAGAAAAUCCAACUUAUUCUCUUCAAAGCAUUGAAGACAUUAUGAGUAUUGUUGAAGAAGCUAAAUCUCCGCCUCAAGUGUCUAGGUCGAUUGGAGGGUUUGGCUGGGGAGGAGUAGAAGACGACGAUGAUGAAACAAAAGAAGCUGAGGCUGAGGUGGAAGAAGAUGAAUAUGAAAAGAGAGUCAAGGAAGCACAAGAAAGUGGAGAAUUCAAUUUAAACUAAUAACAAAGAAAUGUUUACUUUUAGAUAGAGUAAUAGAUUAUUGGUUUCCUUUGCUCUUUGGUUAAGAUCAAUUAGGGUAGGUGUGUUUUGUUCUCAUGUAUAAAAUUCAGUUUUCUUCAUAGAACAUAAUAUUUAAAUAAUGGCUGUAAAUUAUUCUAAACAUUGUACAAGUUUGUUAGUUGUGACCAUAUUAUAAGUAUUAAGUUAUGUUUUUAUGCUCCA
Messenger RNA from Vicia villosa (hairy vetch), 1495 nucleotides. Its product is annotated as serine/threonine-protein kinase SRK2A-like. NCBI's taxonomy places the organism in Eukaryota, Viridiplantae, Streptophyta, Magnoliopsida, Fabales, Fabaceae. Gene Ontology annotation, biological process: protein phosphorylation; intracellular signal transduction. Bases 215 to 1273 code for a protein of 352 amino acids. The record is from RefSeq and is a predicted model, not a curated record. Gene Ontology annotation, molecular function: ATP binding; protein serine/threonine kinase activity. The transcript has 9 exons.